UACACCAUAAUUUUAGGGUUUCUGCCUCUGAUCAAACUAAAGACAGCAGAUUCGUCAGAGAGAGCAAAUCAGAAAUCGGAGAAAAUGAAGACGAUUCUUUCUUCAGAAACGAUGGACAUCCCCGAUAGUGUUACCAUCAAGGUUCACGCUAAAGUGAUCGAAGUCGAAGGACCUCGCGGGAAGCUUGUUCGCGAUUUCAAGCAUCUCAACCUCGAUUUCCAGCUGAUCAAAGACCCUGAGACUGGGAAGAAGAAGCUUAAGAUCGAUUCGUGGUUUGGAUCACGCAAAACCAGCGCUUCCAUCAGAACCGCUCUUAGUCACGUUGAUAACCUGAUCUCCGGUGUUACCAGAGGUUUCCGUUACAAGAUGAGGUUCGUGUACGCCCAUUUUCCGAUCAACGCCUCCAUUGGUGGUGAUGGCAAGUCUAUCGAGAUCCGUAACUUCCUUGGCGAGAAGAAGGUGAGGAAGGUAGAGAUGUUGGAUGGUGUAACCAUUGUUCGAUCUGAGAAGGUCAAGGAUGAGAUUGUUCUUGAUGGUAACGAUAUUGAGCUCGUCUCAAGGUCUUGUGCUCUGAUCAACCAGAAAUGUCAUGUGAAGAAGAAGGAUAUCAGGAAGUUCCUUGAUGGUAUCUAUGUUAGCGAGAAAAGCAAGAUCGUGGAGGAAGAAUGAAUACUCAUAUCCUCCUCAUAGCUCCUCUUUCUUGUCUUUUGAACACUUGUAUACUUACCGUCAUGACUCUGAGAACAGAUUGGGAUCAACAGGUGUCUACGUCGUUGAGACGAUUAAACCGGUGGGUUGUACCAGAAUCUAGAGACGUAAAUCAAGUAUCAUCAGAGGAAUAGUUAAUAUCGAUUAUGAAAAUUAUCAUAAGCAUCACCAGUACAUUUUAUUCUUAAAAGAUAAAUGUAACUUUUUAGGCUCUGUUCUAAAGGUUGUGAAGACAAGAAUAUGACAAGUUUGAGUCGAUUUGAUGUCCUCGCAGCUAACUUGUAAUAAGAUCUUAAUGUUUAA
Messenger RNA from Arabidopsis arenosa, 1011 nucleotides. NCBI's taxonomy places the organism in Eukaryota, Viridiplantae, Streptophyta, Magnoliopsida, Brassicales, Brassicaceae. The record is from the annotation of a GenBank genome assembly.